Molecule: messenger RNA, 3323 nt
Organism: Hippocampus zosterae (dwarf seahorse)
Lineage: Eukaryota; Metazoa; Chordata; Actinopteri; Syngnathiformes; Syngnathidae
Product: 5-hydroxytryptamine receptor 3A-like
Exons: 20
Coding region: 194-2977 (927 amino acids)
Biological process (GO): nervous system process; regulation of membrane potential; monoatomic ion transmembrane transport
Cellular component (GO): membrane; synapse; neuron projection
Molecular function (GO): extracellular ligand-gated monoatomic ion channel activity; neurotransmitter receptor activity; transmembrane signaling receptor activity
Source: RefSeq, a predicted model, not a curated record
GUGAUUGACAGGACUGUUCGAAAGGCCUUCAGUUUACGAACCUAAUUCCGUUCUUAAGGUCGUGUUUUAACCGAAAAAUCAUGUGCAGUCCCACUAUAUAUACACAGUACUGUAUGUACAAACAGACCAAUAAGGAGGAAUCGAGUCUUCAACGGACGAAUCGGAGGCACACAGCGGGUAAAGAUUUGAUGUCAUGACCUUCACAAAUCUUUCACCUCAGCGGAUCCUUCUCUCAACAAAGCCCAUGCUGAUUAUGUUGGUGGUCUUGAUUGCGGCUCCAUGCAACGCCAUCAGUAUAAACUGCUCUGCACCAAACCAACUGGCACUGCUGGAGGCCCUGAAGCCGAUAUUUAAGAUGGGCGCCAUUCGGCCAGUCACAAACAUGACAACGCCAACCAAUGUCAGCUUACACUUCCUGCUCUAUGGAAUAUUAGGAGUGGAUGAGAAGGCCCAACUCCUGACGACUUAUCUUUGGCAGCAUUUUUGGUGGCAGAAUGAGCUUGUCAACUGGGACCCAGUCCAGUGUGGCACUGACAAAAUUUCUCUUCCCAGACAUAAAUUUUGGAUUCCAGAUCUUGUCAUCCGUGAAUUUAUGGAUCAAGACAAAGCUCCAUCCGUUCCUUAUGUGAAUCUGCACAGCAAUGGAAAAAUACACGACGCAAAACCAGCCAGAGUUGUCAGCUCGUGUAACCUGGACAUCUACACUUUCCCCUUUGACAGACAGGACUGCACUCUUACCUUCGGUUCCUUUAUUAACUUGGCACGAGAUUUAAAACUCUCCUUAUCGAUGUCGGACAACCUCAUCACAGCGAAAUCCAAGAGUGUGAUGACCACUCUGGGGGAGUGGGAGCUGCUGAAUAUCACUGCCGUAAAGCUGACUCAUCAUUACAGUGAGGAUAACGAUGUGGACCUGCUUCAGUUUCAUGUAUGUCUGAUCAUGUUGCAUAUCCGACUGGGACGCAGGUCAACGCUGUACGUAGUAAACCUGCUGCUCCCCAGCAUUUUCCUGAUCACAGUGGACCUUUUUAGCUUCCUGCUACCGCCGCAAAGCGUGGACCGCUCCUCCUUCAAGAUGACCCUCAUUCUCGGCUACACCGUUUUCCUGCUGAUCAUGAAUGACCUUCUGCCGAUCACAGGAAACACCAUUCCCAUCAUCAACAUUUUCUUCUCUAUGUGCCUGGCUCUGAUGGUGGCCAGUCUCCUGGAGACAAUUCUCAUCACCAACUUGCUGCUCAGCUCUAAAAAUGUAAUUCCCGUUCCUCGCUGGAUCCGCGUAUUUGUUCUGCACUUUCUGGGUCGUGUUGUUCGUCUGCCUUGGGAAGAAGUCAAAGAUGCAGAUACAGGAAGCAGCAGCGUCUCGACACAGCGCGGAUGUGAUGACAACCCUCACGAGGAGAAAGAACCAGCAGUGGAGGACAGGGCCCUAAAGGAGCUGAGGAGCCUUGGUGGAGACCUGAAGGUCCUCCGCCUGCAGGUGGAGCAGCAGCUGGGGAGCACCCAGAGCUCAAAAGAGUGGAUCCAGGUGGGUUUCAUCAUAGACCGCCUGCUGUUUGGCAUCUACCUCCUCUUCAUAUCUGUCAGCUUCAUCACCAUCCAGAUCAUCUGGUUCAAAUCCAAUGGCCAGUCAUCCUGUGGCGCUAUCAUGUCUAACUGCUCUCGCCCGGAUGGCCCCGCCCUGUUGGAGGCUCUCAGACCCGUCUUUGACCUCAGCUCCAUUCGACCUGUCAUGAAUGUUUCAACCACCACGCUUGUCAAUAUUGCCUUCGUCCUAAUUGGCAUUCUCGGGGUGGAUGAAAAGGGUCAGAUCCUGACAACGUUUAUCAUCCAAAUGUUGUCAUGGAAAAAUGAGUUCAUAGGAUGGGACCCAAACGAGUGCGGUUCCCAUUGGAUUACAGUCCCGAGAAAAGUGCUAUGGGUCCCCGAUAUAGUCAUCAAUGAAUUCAUGGAGAGGAACUCAGCUCAGUUUACGCCAUACACAUACGUGUAUCACGACGGGACCGUGUUCGAUUUACAGCCGGUUAGAGUGGUGAGCUCAUGCAGGCUUGACAUCUACACCUUUCCCUUUGACGUCCAGAACUGCACUUUAACCUUUAACGCCUACCUGCAUUCUUUACCUGCAAUACAGAUUGGACGCUUCAUGUCAGCAGAAGAAGUAUUCCAAUAUUCCAAAACAAUGAUGACAACUAUGGGAGAAUGGGAGCUCACUGGAAUCAAAUCAAUACAUCAGCAGUUACCAUCUUUGUUCAACGGCACUUAUGAAGAACUCAGCUUCUUUAUUUCACUGCGGCGCCGGUCCAUGUUGUACGUGGUCAACCUGCUGAUACCCUCCUGCUUCCUCAUCACAGUGGACCUCUUCAGUUUUCUGCUGCCUCCUCAGAAGGUGGACCGCUCCUUGUUCAAAAUGACCCUCAUCUUGGGUUUCACCGUCUUCCUGCUCCUCAUGAACGACCUGCUGCCCAUCACCGGAAACACUAUUCCGCUCAUAAGUGUGUUCCUGUCCCUUUGCCUGGCUCUGAUGGUAGUAAGUCUUCUGGAAACCAUUCUCAUUACCAACCUGCUGCACAGUUCUACUCACUACUCAGAGGUUCCUCGCUGGAUCAGACUGUCAGUCAUCCACAUUUUGGGCCACCUGGUUCUGCUUCCUCCAAAGCCCACACAAGUGGAGCAGAUCAUCCAAAAUCCCGCCACACUAGAAAUGAACGCUUCCACUCAGAGCGCGAAUGAGGGGGAGGCCCACGGACCAGAGGGCCCGCUGGACGAGGACAAGGCCGUGGAGGAGCUGAGGAGCCUGGGAAGAGACCUCCGUGUCAUCCGGCUAAAAGUGGAACAGGAGCUGAAUGUCAGCCUGAGCACAGAAGAGUGGAACCAAGUAGGUUUCAUCAUAGACCGCCUGCUGUUCGCCAUCUACAUCCUCUUCUUAUCUGUAAGCUUCAUCGGCAUCAUCGGCAUGUGGGUCAACUCAUACAACACCUCAUGAUAGAAACUGGCAUGUUGUGCAUUAAUUUUGUGUUUAAAUGUAUUGUCCUGUUUGGGAGUAGGAGCGUUAGUUUUUUUUUGUUUUUUGUUUUUUUGUUCUUGGAUCAAAUAUUGUGUUUGUGUGUGCAUUAUUUUUAAAUCCAAAAUUUACCAAUCACCUUGAGUGUGCCGCACACUAACCGAUCAGAUCAUUUUGCCCUAAGAGAGAAGCUAGAAGUUAUACAGUGGAUAUGAAAAGUCUACACACUGUUCUUUAAAAACCAGGUAUGUGAUGUAAAAAGAAAUAAGACUAAGAUAAAUCCUUUCCAAACUUUGUCCAAUAUUUAUGUGAUCUAUCACGCUAUCCA